This is a messenger RNA of Physeter macrocephalus (sperm whale), 1721 nucleotides long. It is a transcript of the gene TMEM98, whose product is annotated as transmembrane protein 98. The record is from RefSeq and is a predicted model, not a curated record. Lineage: Eukaryota; Metazoa; Chordata; Mammalia; Artiodactyla; Physeteridae. The coding region runs from base 452 to 1132 and encodes 226 amino acids. Gene Ontology annotation, cellular component: endoplasmic reticulum. The transcript has 8 exons.
CGGUGACGGCGGCGCCUGGUAGCGGGGGAUUUGGAUGCUCUGCCGGCGGCUCCCCCGCCCGCACCACCUCCGGGGGUUUGGCCGCCGGGACUUAUCUCGGUGCCUUCCCGGCAUGCCCCGCUCGCAGACGGCCGCCAGUACCGCGCCCGGACUUUGCCAUCGCGGGGGGCCCGGCCGCGGGAGCGCCCCCGCCUGCGUCCCGGAGCCGCAGCCUCAGGUGAGCAUCACGUGGGAGAGCAGCUCUGUGAGUCCUCUGAGAAGGCUUCCUUAGCACUUUGAGCCAGUGAAGUCCCCCUGGAAAACUCCUACUCAUCCUUAAAAGCCCAGCUCAAGCAUCACCUGCCCUGAGAGGAAAGCUUUCCUAGAGAGUGGCAUGCUGCUCUGCCCUUGUGUCUUUCGAGCUUCAGCCCAUGCCGGGGAUUGACCGGGACUGAGGGAGCCACCUGGAAGCAUGGAGACCGUGGUGAUUGUUGCCAUAGGUGUGCUGGCCACCAUCUUUCUGGCCUCGUUUGCAGCCUUGGUGGUGGUUUGCAGGCAGCGCUACUGCCGGCCUCGAGAUCUCCUGCAGCGCUAUGAUUCCAAGCCCAUUGUGGACCUCAUCGGCGCCAUGGAGACCCAGUCUGAGCCCUCAGAGCUAGAACUGGACGAUGUCGUCAUCACCAACCCCCACAUCGAGGCCAUUCUGGAGAACGAAGACUGGAUUGAAGAUGCCUCGGGUCUCAUGUCCCACUGCAUUGCCAUCUUGAAGAUUUGUCACACUCUGACAGAAAAACUUGUUGCCAUGACAAUGGGCUCGGGGGCCAAGAUGAAGACCUCAGCCAGCGUCAGUGACAUCAUCGUGGUGGCCAAGCGGAUCAGCCCCAGAGUGGACGAUGUUGUGAAGUCAAUGUACCCUCCGUUGGACCCGAAGCUCCUGGAUGCCCGGACAACUGCCCUGCUCCUAUCUGUCAGUCAUCUGGUGCUGGUGACCAGGAACGCCUGCCACCUGACCGGGGGCCUGGAUUGGAUUGACCAGUCGCUGUCAGCUGCUGAGGAGCACUUGGAAGUCCUUCGAGAAGCAGCCCUGGCUUCGGAGCCAGAUAAAGGUCUCCCAGGCCCUGAAGGCUUCCUGCAGGAGCAGUCGGCCAUUUAGUGCCUACCAGCCAGCAGCUGGUCACAGGGCCAGCCUGCUGCCAUGGCUGAGUGGCUCAGCUGUGCCUUCUACUUCUUCCUGUAGAGUUAGUUGUUCUCCACGGCUGGGGAGUCCAGCUGUGUGUGUGUGUAGUAAAGCAGUCAAUGCCUCUAUUGUAGUUACAAAUGGUGGCUGGUAAGUGGCAGUCUAAUCCCACAGUUAGGGGAGAUGACAGUCACCAUCUGUACAGCAGAGCUUUGAAAACUGGAGGACUGUAAGCUUUAUUUAGCUCACCUAGUGUUUUCAAGAAAAUCCAGCCACCAUCUAAGAAUCAGGAGGUUUCACAUUAAAUCAGAAUGUCUGGUUUCUCUCGAACAAUCAGAAGUUGAGGCAACUCUGAUCUGCAUUUUCCACAGAGGACAAUCAACUGGAACUACAUAGGAGUUGCCUCUCUUGACAAUACUUGUACUCUCUCACCUGGCCUGUUUCAUUUAUUUGUAUUAUCUGCCCGGUCCCUGAGGCAUCUGGGUCCCUCCUUCUCUUUACAGGUUUGGGUUUGAAGGUGAGCAACGUAGAGUUGAUCAUUCCCUGUUUAUCAUUAUGCCUGCAA